ACAAAUAAAUCCUUUUUUUCAUGAAAAUUCAUCACUAAACGACAUGUUAACAAAAUCGGGAAUUUCUAAGGUGAGCCCGGGACUACGCGCUUCGACGACGAUCCAGCCGGCAUCCUGGGGCAACAAUCAGCCUGAGAGGACGAGGCACGUGCUCUUACCGCUACGACUCGCCAGUGCCGACGACCGAUUCAUACCGCGCAGGCGCGGCGUGAACGUCGACGUCUCCCACUACCAUCACACGCGCAACGCCGUUAGCGAGAAGGAUGGCGUUUAUUUGGACGUCUUUGAGGAGGUCAAAAAUGCAACUGAUCGCUGGCGACGAAAGUACAUGGACAAUGCAUUUCAAAUACUCAAUAUUCUCAAUGGUUUGCAUAACAAACGCGUGUUGAAUAUUGGCGAAUCAUCGAGCAUCGACUUGAAAAAGCUCAAGCUGCGUGAAUUCAAUGACGAUUGCCAAUGGGAUUGUCGGCCACGGAAGCAGCCGCUCAUGAAUAUGAAGGGGGAAAAUUUGAAGAGUUAUCGAGAUCACGGAGCUCAAAUUUUUCGUUUUGCAAUGGCAAUAAGAUUUAAAAAUCUCAUCGAUUGGAGCUCAAAAAAUAUUCUCGCUGCUGGAUUAGCCGAUACAAUGUGCAUCUGCAAUGUGGAUUUUAAACAUCUAUCUAAGGUGUAUAGAAUUGAUCAUACUUCUUAUUUAUGCUGUUUAAAAUGGAAUAACGAAGGCAAUCAAAUAGCAAUGAGUGGUGUUGAUGGAAGUACAAGCACGUACGAUACCCACUCGAAUAAAGUUAUUUGGACACGAAAAUGUCCUUGUUAUGAUAUUCAUCCAAAAAAGUGCAAGGUAUCUUGUACAAUUUGGGCAAAAAUGGAUGAACAUAUUAUCAAUGCCUGCGACGAUGGAUGUUUGAGCAUAUUAAGUUCUUCGAACGGUAGUUUGAUUACUUCUAAACACUUUCAUAGGGAAAUAUUUUCGAUUUCCGUAUCGCCAAAUGAUCAAUAUUUAGUCGUUAGCGGAACAGAUAAACUCGUCAAACUCUUCGAUUACCCCUCAUUGGUGCAGCUAUUUGAAAUUGUAUUUUACGCUUGCAUUAAGGCCUUCGCCUGGCACCCCUGGUCAUCGGGGAUACUCUGCAUCGGCGGCGGUCCCGGGGACGCCUCCGUCUCCCUCUGGAACGUCAACAGUCAGCGCCAAUUGGGCUACCGCAAGGUCAAGUUCGUCGGCUCGGUCGAUAGCAUGAUGUUCAAUAAGCUGAGUGGCGAGCUCCUAGUGCACUGGUACUACCUGGAGAACGACCGACUGCGCUCGAAGAUAGCUAUACUCGCUGGCCUCGACCACAUCGUCGACGCGGUGCCCAUUCAGUCGGAGCACAGGAUGCUCAACAUCGUCUGGAGUCCCGACCAUACGAAACUCGCUAUGCAGUAUCGUGAUACACUAGUAAUUUGGAAUUUUUUCGGCAACGAAUUUCACAAAUGGAUCAAAACUAAGAAAAAGCAGAAAAAUAAAGAUUCUAAAAGUAAUUUAAGAAGCUAUUAUUUUGAUAUUCAUACCACUACAGAACCGUACAUCGCCUUGACAAAUUCCAGGCGUGGCAAGGAUUUUAGUUAUUAUGACAUACGAUAAUAUUAUUGUUAUAACAUUUUCAAGUUUUUAUAUUCUGAUUUUAAAUUUUAUGUAUUUUAUAGACAUUUCAUAUUCUCUGUACACAUGAUUAAUUCCCGAUGAAAUUAAUUACUGUGCCAAAGAAAUUUUUUACAUGAAGAAUAGUACGUGUAUCGAAAGGCAAUAUGUACAUAUAUAUGUACAAAUAUGAGUUUUUUUUUUUAAAUGAAACGUGAUAAUGUUUAGAUUUCAAAAAGAUCAUUCUUUGUCCCGAGUGUUAGAAAUCUUAAUGUGAAUUACUUGUCUUUAAAAGCUCUCUA
Molecule: messenger RNA, 1917 nt
Organism: Ceratosolen solmsi marchali
Lineage: Eukaryota; Metazoa; Arthropoda; Insecta; Hymenoptera; Agaonidae
Product: cell division cycle 20.5, cofactor of APC complex
Exons: 8
Coding region: 44-1618 (524 amino acids)
Biological process (GO): positive regulation of anaphase-promoting complex-dependent catabolic process; anaphase-promoting complex-dependent catabolic process; positive regulation of ubiquitin protein ligase activity
Cellular component (GO): anaphase-promoting complex
Molecular function (GO): ubiquitin ligase activator activity; anaphase-promoting complex binding; protein binding
Source: RefSeq, a predicted model, not a curated record